UACUUCACCGGAAGUUUUCUGCAUCCGGGUUUCCAUAAACCUUGACCUACAAUAAAGUAAACGUGACCAAUCAGAGUGCAGAACAUGUGAAAGAACCAGUGACGAAUGCAACCGGCGAGCUCUUUGAGAGAAAGGUGUAGUGCGGAGAUAAGCAGUAUAGAUGCUGCUUUAAACUGGACUCUUCUCGCUUCUCGCUUCUCAGUCUGCAGCGGACGAUGAAAGCUCUUGUAGUGUUCGACUUCGACCACACGGUGGUGGACGACAAUAGUGACACUUGGGUGGUCAGGUGCGUGCCGGAGCAACGCCUGCCGGACUGGCUGGUAAAAACCUACCAAAAAGGUCGCUGGACUGAAUACAUGGGUCGGGUGUUGUCUUACAUCGGUGACCUGGGUGUCAGCGAGGCGGAAAUGAGGAGUCUGAUGGAAACUAUCCCUUUCACACACGGGAUGAUGGAAGUUCUAAGCUUCGUUGCUCAAAACAAAGACGCCAUCGACUGCAUCAUCAUUUCAGAUUCCAACACCGUGUUCAUCGACUGGAUUUUACGGGCGUCCAACGUCCAGGGGGCGGUGGACAGGGUCUUCACCAACCCCGCCUGGUUCGACGAGCGCGGCCGCCUGGCGGUGCGGUGCUUCCACUCGCACGGCUGCGCGCACUGCCCGGUGAACCUGUGCAAAAGAAAAGCGCUGGAGGACUUUCUGGCGAGCCAGCUGCGCGAAGGUGUGCGGUACCGGCGCACGGUUUACGCUGGCGACGGCGGGAAUGACCUCUGUCCCGCGAAGAGCCUGACGGAAGGGGACACCGUUAUGCCACGAAAGGGCUACACGCUGGACAAACAGCUGGCCGCCAACGCGCGGACCCCGAGCGUCCUGAAAGCGCGAGUCGUGGUCUGGUCCAGCGGGCUUGACAUCCUCAAGGAAAUCAGUUCCUCUGUGAAAUAGUCCUGCCAUCACGCUGCUUCAUUCUUUACCCCGGAUGGUUGUGCCGUCGUUGAUGCCGGUGGUGUUUUUUUGUUUUAACAUUUGAACGUGUCACGGAAAUGUCCCUAGUUGCGUUUCUGAUCCCCCUGGCACUUGGCUAUGGAGAACUUAUUUGGUUACGCAUGUACAUGACAUAUUUACAUUUCAUCACAUUUAGAUCAGUAUUAAAUACAGCAACAAUGCUGUACUGUUAAUCUUGCAAACGAAUUGAAAAUCGUGUAUUAACUCUCAUACAGACUAGGGACGAAAGCCACGCUUCAAAGUGUAUUUUGAAAGGCACACAAGUUGAUCUUUUAAUGAAUUACAGUAUAAUUGUAUGUUUUUCAAAAUAAACAGUGCAUUACGUCUUU
Lepisosteus oculatus (spotted gar) is the source of this 1327-nucleotide messenger RNA. It is a transcript of the gene phospho2, whose product is annotated as phosphatase, orphan 2. NCBI's taxonomy places the organism in Eukaryota, Metazoa, Chordata, Actinopteri, Semionotiformes, Lepisosteidae. Gene Ontology annotation, molecular function: phosphatase activity. The record is from RefSeq and is a predicted model, not a curated record.